GUGGGCCUCGCAUCGGCCCUAAGGGACGCGGCAGAAUAAAUGGCGAAAGAGGCGGCGGCAAAGGGCUCUGCAGCCUCGGUGGACGUCCGACCCUCGGAGACGCCCAAGGACCUGAAGAAGAGGGUCAGGGGUUUGGACAAGUCGCUCACCAGCGUGCACGAGCGCUUGGUGCAGACCGAGAAGCAGAUCUUCGACCUAGAGCGCAGCUACCUCGAGGAGACCAGGCUCUACGGAAACGUGCUCCAGGGCUGGGAUGCCUACCUCGAUACCAAGGGGAAGGGAGUAGCAGACGGCGGGAAGGGCGAGGCGGCGGCUGGGGGACGAGGAGGGGGCAACAAGCGAGAGGCAGCUUCUGAAGGAGAGGAAGGAGAGGGUGCCAACAAGCGAGCAAAGGGCGUCGAGCUCGAGGAGCGACUUUUCUCGCUGGGCUCGGUCACGUCCCCCGCCGCGAAGGGUCUCCAGAAGCUCGAGGACGCCAGGCGGAGAGCUGGCUCCGGCAGCGGCGGCGGCAGCGGCGGCGGCGGCGCCUCCGCGUCCGGGGGAGGCGCAGCCCCCAAGACCCCUAAAGAGAAAAAGAGUUCCGCCAAGCGGGGGUCCACCAAGAGCAGCAGCAAGAAAGACACGUCCAAGAAAAGGAGACGAUAA
This is a messenger RNA of Ectocarpus siliculosus, 645 nucleotides long. The record is from the annotation of a GenBank genome assembly. Lineage: Eukaryota; Phaeophyceae; Ectocarpales; Ectocarpaceae.